UAUUCUCGAAAAUGUCAGACUCCGACGUCUCUCUCUCUCAUUCACUCACUCUCUCAGUCUCUCUCUCUCUUUUUAAAACAAUCAAAUAAGGAAGUACCUAUAUCGGCUAUAUUAUAAAGAGUCGGUUGUCCGGUAUUUAGUUGUUGCAAAAUAGCGACCUUUUUCGUGAUUUACAUUUAAGUCAGGUGUCUACGACAGGCGACAGCAACAAAUAACAAUGUCCAGUGAUUCGAUUAAAACAUUUAACAAUGUGGAGUCACCUGGAUUCGUGGGUUUUGCCAAUCUGCCAAAUCAAGUUCACCGUAAGUCUGUGAAAAAAGGCUUUGAAUUCACUCUUAUGGUGGUUGGUGAGUCUGGUCUUGGAAAGUCCACGCUCGUCAAUAGUCUCUUCUUAACGGAUUUAUACCCUGAACGCGCCAUUCCAGAUGCCAUUGCAAAAACCAAGCAGACUGUAAAAUUGGACGCAUCAACUGUAGAAAUUGAAGAGCGCGGAGUGAAAUUGCGACUUACUGUUGUCGAUACUCCUGGUUUUGGGGAUGCAAUAGAUAACUCAGAUAGUUUUCGUGCUAUUAUUCAGUAUAUUGAUGAGCAGUAUGAACGGUUUUUAAAAGAUGAAAGUGGAUUAAACAGACGUCAUAUUAUUGACAAUCGUGUUCACUGUUGUUUUUAUUUUGUUUCUCCAUUUGGUCAUGGAUUAAAGCCAUUGGAUAUUGAAUUAAUGAAAAAACUACAUAAUAAAGUGAAUAUUGUUCCUGUCAUUGCCAAAUCAGAUGUUCUUACUAAAAAAGAAAUACAGAGAUUAAAAAAAAGAAUACUAGAAGAAAUCAAUUCUAAUGGCAUAAAAAUUUACCCUCUACCCGAUUGUGACAGUGAUGAAGAUGAAGACUAUAAAGAACAGGUUAAGCAAUUAAAAGAAGCUGUACCAUUUGCUGUUUGUGGUGCAAAUCAAUUAUUAGAAGUACGCGGUAAAAAAGUCCGAGGUCGGUUCUAUCCUUGGGGUGUUGUUGAAGUCGAAAAUCCUGAACAUUGUGACUUUAUCAAACUGCGUACUAUGCUUAUCACACACAUGCAAGAUCUUCAAGAAGUAACACAAGAAGUACAUUAUGAAAACUACCGAUCAGAGCGUCUAGCAAAAGGAGUGCCUGUGCCAAAAAGAACUACAUCACUACCUGAACAUGAGAAAAAUUCUGGGUCUGAAAAAGAUAGAAUUUUGCAAGAAAAGGAGGCUGAACUUAAACGUAUGCAAGAUGUUAUUGCCAAAAUGCAAGCUCAAAUACAGCAACAAACGCCUUAGUAACAUCUCAAUAUUAACCAUUUACACAUUUUCCAAGUGACUGCUUAGAAAAAAAAAAAACACUUGAUUCCAUGAUGCCAUUAUUCUAAACUAUUUUAUUCUUAUAAUUAUUCCUCAUGAUUGUAUGACUCCAGUUUAAAUGAUAUAUAAGCUUAAAUUUAAAUUUUACAUUAAGGUAUACUUAACCUAUAAACUAUAGUUAUCGUUUAAUUCAUAGGUAUUUUUUUUUAAAAUGUAUUUAUAAUAAAAAAUGAAGUACAAAUGUACUAUAUUAUUUAAAUUCCAGUCAUAUAAGUAACAUACAAAAUGGUGUCUUUUGAUUUAUGCCUGCUCAAAAUUGAUCAUGUUCAGUACAUAAAAUUAAUUUUCAUCAUAAAACUGAUGUAUGAUACAUAGUUACGACUUAUAAUUUUAAUAUUAUAUUAUAUUUUGGAAAAAAUAAUCAUAUUUCAACUAACCCCUAGUUAAGAUCUGAUACUUAUAUUUUUAUACUUUUCAUUUACUAUUAAAAAUAACUUUGGGAUUUACUUUAUAAAUAUUAAAAAUAU
This is a messenger RNA of Diuraphis noxia (Russian wheat aphid), 1842 nucleotides long. It is a transcript of the gene Septin1, whose product is annotated as Septin 1. Lineage: Eukaryota; Metazoa; Arthropoda; Insecta; Hemiptera; Aphididae. Gene Ontology annotation, biological process: cell division. The record is from RefSeq and is a predicted model, not a curated record. Gene Ontology annotation, molecular function: GTP binding.